Molecule: messenger RNA, 1013 nt
Organism: Sitophilus oryzae (rice weevil)
Lineage: Eukaryota; Metazoa; Arthropoda; Insecta; Coleoptera; Curculionidae
Exons: 2
Coding region: 140-997 (285 amino acids)
Source: RefSeq, a predicted model, not a curated record
CGCUUGCACUGGGACACUUUCUGUGCGACCCAGUGGGGGUUGUGGCGACGCUCUAAGGGAUAGAGGGUGUAGUGAACUCCAGAUACUAUUCCCGACCUUAAACUAAAGCGAAUGCUGUUCCUCGAAAAUAUAUCCCGAAAUGGUGACUCACUGGGAAUCUAGCCAACGUCCCCUUUACAUCAGGACCAUCUGGAAAGACGGGCAACACCAUGUCAUCUUUGACAAGUCCAAAGAACGUCCCGUUGACUUCGUACCCUUCAAAAACACUUCCAGAUCCCAACCUGGUCGUAGAACUUCCAAAAGUGCCACUGUAAAGAUGUCCUCCAUGAAAGUGUUACUGUCUGGCGUAGCCAGAUUCAAAAGUGUCGACCAACCCGCUAGAAACAAAGAAGAUGGUAUAGAUUUCAUGGUAACUCCUUUAUCCAAUCGUCCAGUUACAUCCAAGAAGGAGAUGGUCCUAAAUUCUGUCCAAGGCACUCGACCUCCAGGUCUGUGUAAAUUAGCAACCAUAGAUUCUGGAUUUGGGGAUUUAAAAACUACCGAACAACCAGUUUUUGUUCCUAACAAUCCCCUAAGUGAUAAAGUAUUGGUUUGGCUGGAUUUGGCUACCCAGUCUGGCAAUAUUGAUAAAGAAGUGGCUCCUGUAAGGGUGAUUCCGAUCCAUAUUUUGGAGAAAUCAUCCAGAACCAGUCCAGUAUCACCUCAAGAGCUUGCAGAUUCAUCCAUACUGAAACAAGUAAAUGAUAAUAACGCUUCUACAGAAGUGAUAGUGUAUAGUAAACAGGAGAUACAAACUCAGGAAGAGGAUUUCUAUCAUGUUUUGACACCAAGAGUAGGUGAGGAUAGUGUAUGUAAAGAAAUUAUGGAUGGGAAGAAAGAUGGUAAAGAUAUGAUUGCCAAGAGACAGCUGCAUAUUUUUAUGCCCAAUCUACCCAAGAAGAGCAGCGAGUGUGAUAGUAGUUUGUUAAGUAGUUUAAUUUCUAGUAGGCUAAGCUAAAAAUGUGUUGAUUGAU